Molecule: messenger RNA, 415 nt
Organism: Saprolegnia parasitica CBS 223.65
Lineage: Eukaryota; Oomycota; Saprolegniomycetes; Saprolegniales; Saprolegniaceae
Exons: 1
Coding region: 1-351 (116 amino acids)
Source: RefSeq, a predicted model, not a curated record
AUGAGCUCUGUUUUCCGCCACGCCGCUCGCCAGUGGCGCCGCACGGUCCACGCCAAUGGCCGCCGCCUUACGACGGACGCCACGGCCGACGCCAAGGAAUUCUACGGCCGCAAGCAGCAUUGUCAGCCCUACUGGGACCACUCCCGGCACCACGGCGGCGGCGCCAUCUUUGCGAUCGCUACAUUUGCUGGCGGGUACUGUAUCGGAUCGUCGUCGUCGUCGUCGAUCGACCCGGGUCGUUGCGACUGGCAACAGGAGCUGCGCGACGACAACCGCGAGCUAAAGCGGCGUCUUGACGACCUCCAGCGCCUUGCAAUGCGUUCCAACGCUACUGCGAUAGCUGCGCCGUAACUAUACCUAUACUUUACGAACGACAAUUGGAAGAAGCAUGACGUGCCUGAUCCUUACGAGAACC